Saccoglossus kowalevskii is the source of this 1188-nucleotide messenger RNA. Its product is annotated as 5-taurinomethyluridine-[tRNA] synthase subunit MTO1, mitochondrial-like. The record is from RefSeq and is a predicted model, not a curated record. Gene Ontology annotation, molecular function: flavin adenine dinucleotide binding. Gene Ontology annotation, cellular component: cytosol. NCBI's taxonomy places the organism in Eukaryota, Metazoa, Hemichordata, Enteropneusta, Harrimaniidae. Gene Ontology annotation, biological process: tRNA wobble uridine modification; tRNA methylation.
ACUCAGGAUCAACUUGCAUGUCAUCUAACUCAUACAACACCAGAGGUGAAUGAAAUUGUUUUGAAGAACAUGCAUCUCAAUAGACAUGUAAUGGAAGAAACAUCUGGACCAAGAUAUUGUCCAUCUAUUGAGUCAAAGGUAAUGAGGUUUACAAACAGACCACAUCAAGUAUGGUUAGAGCCUGAAGGUUUGACGUCCAAUAUAAUUUACCCACAGGGACUAUCUUGUACACUUCCAGUUGACUUGCAGUUACAGCUAAUUAGAAAAGUAACAGGCCUUGAAAAUGCUGAAAUAGUUAAACCAGGUUAUGGUGUAGAGUAUGAUUACAUUGAACCAAGACAAUUAAAACCCAGUCUUGAGACACACUUUAUAACUGGAUUGUAUCUUGCUGGUCAAAUAAAUGGUACAACUGGUUAUGAGGAAGCAGCUGCACAGGGAAUAAUGGCCGGUAUCAAUGCUACAUGUAGAGUAAAGAAUAAUGAUGAAUUCAUUGUGAAAAGGACAGAUGGAUACAUCGGUGUACUGAUUGAUGAUUUGACAACCCAAGGAGUGAUAGAACCCUACAGAAUGUUUACAAGUCGAGCUGAAUUUAGAUUACAUCUAAGACCGGAUAAUGCAGAUUUGAGACUCACUAAAAAAGGUUAUGAUGUUGGUUGUGUUAGUGAAGAACGAUGUAAAGUAGUGAGUGCAGUACAAACACAACUACAACAUGACACUGAGCUACUAAAGUCUGUGAAGAAAACACCAUCGUUCUGGAAAGACACGAUGAAUAUACAUUUAGCUGGUCAACACAAAAGAAGUGCUUUUGAUAUAUUGAACUAUGAUAAAGUAACUAUUUAUAAGUUAUCCCAAGCUUGUCCAGAGUUUAAACAUCUGGCUCAUGAUGUGGAAAUUGCAACCAGACUAAAAAUUGAAGGUAUCUAUGCACCAGUAAUGUGGCAGAUAAAUUCUGAUAUAGAAGCAAUUAAACAGGAUGAAGAAUUGAUGCUACCUACUGAUGUGGAUUAUGAUAGUAUUAAUGUAUCUAAGGAAGUCAGAGAGAAGCUAAGUCAAGUGAGACCAUCCACAAUCGGAGCAGCAAGUCGUAUUCCAGGCAUGACCCCGGCAGCAUUGGUGAUACUAUUGAAUUUAGUCAAGAAAAGAAAGUUAUGGAAACAAAAUUCAAGGAAAAUGCAAUAUUUAUCAUGA